AUGAACAAACGGUACAUCAUGGGACAUAAAAGGAUUAGCUUGCUUUUGUUAAUAGGUAUUCUAAAUCUGACGGUUGCAGUAGAAGUUCACUUCGAAACACCCGACAGUGGAUUUUUUCUGAAGCAUUCUCCACGACAAAGUGCAUUGGCAUCAAUCGUUUCGAGUGCAACAUCUAACAAUGGCAAGGUACGAUCAGUUAAUGGCGAUUCCUUGCUUUCGGUGGAUCGAUUUACGGUAGUACAAACUUGUCAACCAGUGUCUGUGCGAGCCAGCUAUGGGCCUUUCUCAACGAAACAAACAGUACCCGCACGAUACAUCGUUCCCGAUGUUCUGGAAACCACGAACCUUGACGGAAACUCUUCACAAAAUACCACUGCCGCAUUGAUGGACUUGCAGCAGCAAUCUAAUCUGCAUCUGGAUAUAUCAGCCCAUGUUGUACGGAGCACAGUUGCCCGUGAUUCACCGGUGCUUCGUGUUUUGUUUCAUGCCGGUGCCGAUCCUGGUGGUCAUUUGCAGCGACAAAAAAUAUGCGUACUAUUGCACGCUUCAAUGGGUAACAGAAUCCCACUUAAAGGCAAAUGUAUGCCUGAAGGAGAAGAUGGUGUAUGUGUGGCGGAAGUAGUAAUACCAUCCAACUGGUGGCCGGCACUACCACCUCCAGAAAGAGAUGGCCGCCUAUCCAGCACUCCACCAAAAAGCCCACAAAGAUUAGUACAAGUAUCUUACAGUGUGUUUGAACCUCCUGCUAGGAGUCCUGAACUUUGUGAGCCUAAAGUGCAGAUUCAACCGCUAACACCAUUUGCAAAAAUUCCUCUAAGUCAAUCUCAAUUGCCCUAUAAAGAACUUCGCGCUGAUAAUACACUUACGAUGAUGGUACCACAGAUACCAUUGUACCCUCUUUCAAAAAUACACGUUCCAGUUUUUCUUCAUCCGGAAAAUGGACAAAAUAUUGCAGUAUUCAUAGUAAGAGCUCGCGUAAAAGCCGGAAUGCGUAUCCUUGGUGCUGUAGCAUCAUCAGAUGAGUGGAACGUUUCAGUAGAGAAGGAAAACACUAAACACACUGUGGCUCGGGUAACUGCAUUUCGCAAAGAUCAGGAUCCAGACAGUCCUACGAGAGGAAUACGUUUUGAUGAUGUAUCUUCGAAUGAGGGUGUUGUUGAAGUUUUUUCAUGGUUACUUGAAGUUUCUAAUGAUACCAAGGAAUAUUGGGAUGGUGGAAGAAUCAUUUGGUCCGUUAGCUAUGUUCACGAUGGACCAAAAAUGAAAAUAGAUUUGUCGACCGAAUCUUCACUGAUCAGCGGUACUGGAUUGCAAGACGAGAGUCGGAAAAAGAUUGUGGCAAAACUUGAAAUACAAAAGGAUGAUAUUCAAGCUGUAUUGCCUAUUGCGAAGAAUUGGGAACUUAUGAAUACGGCUGUUCUUACCGGUAGACAAGUAUCACAGGCCAUGAAAGUAUUCAUAGUAUCACAAGCUGGCAAAAUGGCUGAUGUCACACUUCAGAGUUCAUGCCAGACAGAAGAUGAAAGUGUGAUAAAAGUAUCUUCGUCAUGUAGCUCUGUUUAUGUAGAUGGGUCAGAAGUAAGAGGUUCAUCCAAUGCUUCAAUAUUGGUAAAAUAUGGAACAUAUUCGGGACUGGCUCGGUUCACCGUAUGGAUGCCUGAAUUUCCCUUAGAGGUAUCCGUCGCCGAUUUUCGAUUAUCUCAGAUCAAAGGUUGGAAAAUUCCGGACGAUCAUAGCACUGCAAAUGGAAAACCAAAUCGGCGCAGGAAGCGAGCAUAUGGCAAUGGUGGUGCAUGGGGUCAUCAUAAUGACGAUUUAAGCAAUGGAGUUUCACCAGAAAGAGGUGUGUGUCGUGCGAGAUAUCAACAAAGUCCGGUGGAAGUAUAUGCGAGAUUCGUAGCAGUGGAUCAGGAUUCAGGACGUGUUAGCUAUUUAAUUUCCCGUCGAACUGGGUUGCGGGUUACGGAUUUGGUUCAAUCGUUACUGCGAGUAGCAGAUCCAAAAAUUGCUAGUCUAAGAGGACGAACACUUCAAGGGCGUGCCAUGGGCCGUACGGAUGUUCAGGUUCUAUCACCAAUCAAUGGAAGGGUAAUAGGCGCUCGCGAAGUGCGUGUGGGUAGUGACAAAGUAACCAUAACGCGGUUGAUGGUUAAAGUGGUUUCCGGAUUACAAUUAUCAAUAUCUGGUGACGGUUCAAUCGACAGUGGAUAUAUUGCCGAGACCUCGGUUACACGCAGGUUAACUGCACAGUAUCAAGAAGGGCUUCUUGAUAUUGAAUUAGAAUUUUCCGAUGGAUCCAGAACACCUCUCAGGGAUAUUUCUGUCGAUGAUUAUUUCCUCCUGGUCGAAAGUCUUGAUACGGAAGUAGUUGCCUUUGCACCAAUGCUUGCAUCGCAUCAUCCAAGAGUGAUAGCAGUUGGUGAAGGAAACGGGGAGUUAUUAAGAGUUACCUUACUGCUUUCCGAGGAAUGUCGUAUUCGUCGAAAUAUGCCGGUUUCCAAACAGGGUAUUAAGACAUCUGUUGGUCCGUUAGUUAGUGCACUUGCAUCUGUUCAAGUUGAUUUCAGUGGAUCGGAUACGAAUACCAGGACAGACACGUUACAGAACGAUGGCGCUGUGGGGCGUGAUCGUAACAAAAUGGGAAAAGAAUUAAAUGACUUAGAGGAUAUACUUAUUGGGAUUCCGCUGCAGGAUGAUAAUGGCCACGAAACCGCAGCUGUUGUGCAUUCUUCCAGCAAGCAUCAUCGAGGGAAUGUAGGCGGUGGCAUUAUCAGCAGUAACAGCGGGAUGGUCGGAGUUUUCUCAUCCAAUAAAAGUAUGGUUCAUGGCGAUGCAUCCACACUUGAGAUAGGCAUGUACAUUGUGUUAGCUGCCUUUUGUUUGGCCAUUGCCGUAUUUGUGGUGUCAUGUGUGGUAUACGCGUCUAAGUACCGACCAGUAAUGAUCGAUGCAAAUGGUGAUGCUAGUGUACGCGAUGGUAUGGGACAUUCAACUGUGUUUGAUGUUGGAAAAGGUAACGAGUCCUGUGCUACCAAUGCGCAUGAUUGGGUAUGGUUAGGCCGGGCAACUGUUGAUCGAUCUAACGCGGAUGUUUUAGAAGCGGGUGCAUGUCAAAAAGAUUCACGGAUGAACAUAAUCAGCAAUCCUAUGAAUUCUAAAUACGAUGAUAUGGGCGAACACCACGUACAAAUUAACAGCUUCGAUAAUCCCAAUCAUAUUCAAUUACCAUCAGCUGUAGCAGGUACUCGUACAGGUAUCGCAACAAACGACAAAUCGGUUACUCCAAUUAAUUCCUGCACAUAUAAAACACGUGAUCGGUACAAUCGUGCAAUACAUGAUGAGGCAUCUAUACUGCCGCAACGUAGUAUGGCAACGACGGUGGUUGAUCGAAUCGAAUACCGUCCACCAGUGCCACCGCAUCGUAAUAUAGGAGUAACUGCUCAUGUUUCUAAUAAGCAACUGCCUAUUGACACCGUUCCGCAGUUGAAGGUAUCUAAGCGUUAUCAUCAUCGUCCUCCCAGGAAUAGCGGUGGAGUAGCGCUGAGUAAUGUGGGUAGCAGUUGCUCGAGCACGAAUCCCGCAUUUGAUAUACAGUUACAAAACAGUUCUGGAUUGCAACAGCGUAACAUAAAUCAUACUCAACAGCAACUAAACUUGGCCCUCUUCAAUGGUGGUAACAAUGGUAACUCUAAAAAUGCAAAACAAUUUGAAAUUAUGCAUCCGAUACCGACUAGAAAAACGAACAGAUCACCGCACUCGUUUGAAAACAUGGGCUUCUGUAUCACCUCCCUAUCUAAUACUGAAAAUUAUCAAAAUGGCGAUAAACACCAUCAACAACAUCGGCCACCAAAAGAAUUGCAUAUGGCUGAACGCUUGGUAGAACAACCCAAUGGCCAACAGACGGCAUUUAAAUUUGACACAAUAAAUCAACAUCAAAAAUAUCAUCAGCCAUUUGAAUGUCCUAAGUCCCCAAUACAAUCACUCGAGACUGUUGCAAAGCCAGGCGAUCGAAGAAGUACUGGUUACAGUCAACAAUUCCAGCAACAACUGAAUAAAUCGUCUGAUGAUAUAGGCCGCGUUGGUAAACCGAAACACAUCGAUGAGGAAGCAAGCCAAAAAAGCGUAUCUCUCUCCUCAGAUGACGAUGGUGGCUUUGCCCCAACUGUUGAGCAGUCGUGUAGAAAAAUUAAUGUUAACGUGGAAAGUAUUACGCCAGCCUAUGUUGCGUCUAUGAUAGCCGCAACGAAAGAAGCUAACAAAAAACCAACUGUCGUGGGAAAUCCGAUGUUUUCAACAACACCUGACAGUGAAUUGGGACCUGGGGAAAGUCUAGGGUUAGAUGAUCUAGACAUGGAUUACGAACAAAUUAUGCAUUACUUCGAUAAUCUGAAGGAAUCGAACGCCUGAGUGCAGGAGAUCAUUGCAAAAAUUCGCGAAAUAUUAGCCACAUUUCAGCAACAGUAUAGAAACGUGGCGAAAACACCGCUGUCCAGUCCAACUUGUAUUCCCGGUAUAAAAGAUCCUAACUUUGAGCAGUUUUUUGAACAUUUAAGUGAAUCGUACGCAUAAAAAUGAAUAAGGCUAUUGUAGGUUUUACUGCACCAACGCAACAUCUGCCUCAUAGAGCUGGAAAAAGUUAUAGCAAAGUUGUCAUUUACCAGGCAAAAUACCGAAUGAUGUAAUUACAAAACGUCCGUACAAAGUGACCACAAUCAGCGAUUGUGAUUUAUUGUUCUUAGAAAUAUUUUUGAAACAUUUAUUUAUUAUUAGGUGCCAUAUCACCUAGCGAAGCUUAGUGUAAUAGCAUUUAUUAUCUUCAUACAUACCAGCGUUCGAGCGUGCUUGAAGCGAAAGAAAUGAACAAUGUAUAUUUUUAUUAUAAUUAUAAAGAAUCUCAAUGCAUAACGUAGUUGAAGCCACAGCAUAGUUCAUUUUCGUGUAAUGUUAAAUAAGUCUCAGGUUUUAGUUGUAGCUUUUUCUAAUGACUAUGAACCAUUCAGUCGAUGCGUGCUACUGGUACUUUGCUGCGUAAGAACAUUUGUUCAAAUGUUCAGUUUAUAUUAUCAGUUGCAACAUUUAUUUUAUCCCGUGUGCUGCUAUCUAUGAUUUCAAUUCUUACCUGACUAAAUUUACACAAAGAGCGGAUCUACAAAUUUUGCGAAUUUGCAGUGAUCUAAACAAAAGCUAUCGAAAAUCUCAACUUACUAACAAUAAUAUCGUCGAAGUCAAUAGAAUAAAUAUACAUAACUAUAAUGGAUUAUUGCACCUGAUGUCAUGUGAGCUUACAAAGCAAAAUUCACGCAUUGAAUUGGAAAACGUAAAAUAAUUUAAAUAUAGUGCUAUCCGGUAUGACAUUCUACACAUACUUCGAAUGUUGUACAUUUGCUGUACUAAAAAUAUAAUAUAUAAUUAUAAAAGCAGCAUGACCAGGUUAGUUCACGGGAAAGCAAUACGUGAAGUACUGAGUGUGUACGCUUUGGUCUUGUACAAAUAUGAUGCAUGAACAUGUAAUUUUUGUACUGCAAAAAAUCGUACUGUUCUUCUAUAACGCAAUCACCCAGUGUAAAAACUAAACAAACGUAACAUAAUCAUAACAAACGUCAAUCGAACUAUUUGGAAUCUGUUUCACUAAGGCAAUGCGUCCGUGUUACUGAAACAAUUUCACUGCCGUUGUUUUUUUCGGUACUUCAUUAUUAGUACCACGAUGAGCGUAAUGAACAGAAUUGUAUAGCCAUAAUUAUUUUGAUGAAGAAAGUUUGAAAGAGUGUAUAUUGUACUGCACUUUCGACAUAUGUAUUCAACCAAUAAAGCAAAAUUAAAAGCAGCAAAUGCACGGACAGAAUUUAACAAAAUAAUCACGAUUAUCUAUGCAUAAUACCGCAACAAUUUAGCUAAAUGAGUCAGUGACCAAAAUAAAUGUAUAUAAAUCUAUGUGUGUAAAUGACGUGGUUUGCAAACAAGCACACCUGCUUGUUUAUUAACUUGAUAAAUUUAAAUUGCAAAAACUUUGUGAGCUUUGCAACAAAUCACAUUAAAUUCUUUGGACGUGUUUUGAGUAGAUCUGCAAUAAAGAACUGCUUUUUGGAUGCUGCAUAUUUUGAACAUAUAAAAAUAUUACGGCUGGGAGAGUUUCGGGAAAAUACUCUUAUUAUAAAUGAAGUAUUGAAAACAACGCAUGCUAUGUGUAUUGGUUUGGUUAUCGCUGGAAUUAACAUUCCGCAAAUUGUUAGUUAUUGGAAGAACUAUUUUAAGUACUUAUACAUACUCACAAUCAAUGUACAAACAUUUCUGCUGCAGCAUUAACUGAAAAGGUGAAAAUGUAAUGUUUAUACUAUGCAAGGAAGUUUCAUAAUAUAUUUUGCUAAGCUUUAAGGAAUAUGUUUGUUCAUUACCUUAUGAUCAAUAUCUUGUAGCAACCAAUCUCUCCCUAUUAUUUUUUUUAAUGCGACUAUCACGAAUACAAUACAAGAACAAAAAAAUGAAAAUUUCUCACCAUUUUAAUCUAUGUAUAAUUAAAUUAUAGCUCAUAAGACUACUAAUAUCUUAUGCAAGAUAGUAAAACCUUCAUACCAAAAAUUAGCUUUACAAUAUUUAUAAAUCACGUGUAAAUGACUUACUACGUGAUAUUCAACACCCGCACAUGUAAUCAGACCUCCUCUGGUCGUACAUACCAUCGAACAGUUUUGUUGAACUAAAAUCACUAAACUCUAUUCCUGGUAAUAUUUGUAACCUUUUCUUUAAAAAUAAACCAGUGCCAUAAAAAGUGAUUUGCGAAAUAGAGUAAAGGAUCUAAUUUUAGUACAGAAACCCCAUGUUUUGGAAAUAGUUGAUCAGUUUUUUUAAACAAGUUUAUCACAUGCAAGUAAAACAUUAUAGAAUUAAUAGAUUAUCGAAAAAUAUUAUAAUCUUUCUUUCUGUGGGACAUUAUUGUUAUUAGCUUGUUUUUUUCAUCGAGUUUAGAAUGUUCGGGUGGUUGCUAUUCUUUCAGUUAAUCGAUUAUUUUGCUACCUAUUUUAUGUAGCUUUGGAUAUCAAAGCGAUUCGGUUUUUUAAUAGUUUCAAUUUACAUAACUCAUGGAUUUCGGACUACUUAUCUAAAUACCACAACACCUUUACAAUUUGCGCUUCCAUGAUAAUUUUAUGUUUACAUUCACUACGCCGAUGAGCGUCAUUCGUUAACAGAACACACUUCUGUCACUUCAUUUCAACAUCAAAAUGUUAUAAAGCUUGUUGUCGAUGUUUAUUUCUAUACUAUUAAGCAAAUGUUUUUCUCUGCUUUAAUUUUCCUCACAGCGCAGAAAAAUGCACAAGAAUUUAUGUUUAAUUUUUUUAAAAGACGAGUUCAUAAUUUUUCCUACAUUCACUUACAGAUAGGAAUCAUUUCAUAAUUUGUAUGAAGCCGUCUCGUAGGCCGUCACAUAAUAUCUGUUAGCCAUGAAACAUUAAAGGAUAGCUCCCAAUUAGAUGUUUUGCUUGAUUAUUCUUCCACAGCAGUGUUUUGUAUUGUUUUAUACAGAUUGUGCGACGUUCUAAAGAGCUCUCUCUCUCUAUAAUUCUACACAACGUAUACCCGGAAUGGAAAAAAAACAAAGCCAAUAUAUGAAAACAAGGAUCAAUAAUAAACAAAAAUAAAAAAAACGAGUAUUAAAAUAAAUUGCUUCGCUUAAAAGAAAAUCAGUCCAUUACAUGUAUUCCUGCUAAUAAAUGGAUUACGAAUUGUUUUGUUCAUCUACUACUUAUAUUCAAAAACUGCAAUGUUUAACUCGUAUAAAACCAACAAAAUUGUAUAAUAUUUAAAAGAGCUUGAAUAUACACGUAAACGCGCUAUACAUUUAACAUGCAGAAACUCAAAAAUAUAUAAUAUAAUUAUGUAAUACAUUUAGCAAUAUCUAAUAACGAUUAUUUUUAAUCAUACACAAAACUCUUUAUUUGAAAAACGUUUCUUCUUAUUAAUAUAAAUCACCCAAUUUUGUUUCCUGUAUCAAAAAUGUAGCAAAAAAACUCAAAUGGAAAAAUGGAAACUGGAUAUUAAAACAUUGUUAGUUUACACGUUAAUUUAUUAAGCAAUGAUGCAAAACAACCAAGACAAAGAUGAACGUGUGGCCAUUAAUCGGCCAUGUGGAAUACAAACGUUAUAUAUUUAACGGAAGCAUUAAUGCGUGCAAGACAGAAUAAAAGUGUGCAGCAGCGCGCAAUUACAGAAUGGAAAUGAAACAUAGACUAAAAAACAUUCUAUAGGAAAACAUAUGCGUGAACUUAAGUAAUGCUUAGAGUACUAAAUUGGAUGUACAUUUGUGUGUCUGAUAUUGCUUGAUGCCAUAAAAUGCUCAACUGUUAUAACCAACAAACAUCACAGACGAAACAUGCAUACUCAUACCUACUGCAAUAGAAAUACAAAAACAAACUUGAGUAACAACCAUUAGAAUAAAACAAAAUGAAAGACGGCAAGUGGUCAAUAAAAAGUCACUAACAUGGAAUCUUAUUUACUGGAGAAAAAAGAAUAAUGUUACUCCGAAAAUCGAACUAUAAGGUGACGAUUUCUAGUAAUAUUACUUGAUGAAUUUGCCAAACUUUAAGUAGUUUAACCGUAAAAAGCGCUUUGGUCUGUUUUCAGCAAAA
Messenger RNA from Anopheles moucheti, 8618 nucleotides. RefSeq names its product transmembrane protein 132E (gene dtn). The record is from RefSeq and is a predicted model, not a curated record. The coding region runs from base 1 to 4407 and encodes 1468 amino acids. Lineage: Eukaryota; Metazoa; Arthropoda; Insecta; Diptera; Culicidae. The transcript has 14 exons.